AUGCAACAACGCCUAUUUCUUAAAAUGCUCGUGCACAUCAUUCUGCUCGUCUAUCACAUGGCGCCGAUCAGUUCACGAUGUGCGAUGAGCGGCGAAUGCGAUCGACACACGAAUCUCGCCGGCACUCCUCACGCCUACAGUGUGCCGCAAGAUCCAUUGGACUACGUGCCUGCUUUGGGCUAUGAGCAACUCUUCCGCUAUUGCCCGUACCUCGACGGCUUUUCAUCGCUGUGCUGCACACCGAAUCAAGCGUCGGAACUUCACACUCAGUUGGGCGUCGUUAAAUCGAUAAUCGGUCGCUGUCCGAGUUGUUUCUACAAUUUCGCGCGCAUCUGGUGCGAUUUUGUGUGCUCGCCGAAUCAAUCCGAUUUCAUUUCGAUGACGCACAACGUCGAUCACGUCGACGGCCGAUCGUGCGCCGACGUCGUCCGCUACAACAUCUCGCGCGAGUUCGCCGAAGCCGCGUUCGAUGCGUGCAAAGACGUGCGUCUGAGCAGCGACAAAGCCCUCGCUUUGAUGAUCGGCACCCGCAACAUCACACUCGCCAACUUCUACAGUUUCAUCGGUCGUCGAAACAUCAACUAUGGCGCCGUUCUUCAAAUCAAUUUCUCAUUAACGGACACAGAUGUAAGACGAGUCCCGAUCUCCAAUGAUGGACAGCCAAUCUUGCAAUUCCAGCCACCGCCGUAUCUCAAAUGCUUCGAGCCGGCUGGUCCCGACGAGCCGGCGUGUAGUGUUCUCGAUUGCAAAAAGAAUCUCAAUCAAUCAUUCUUCAUCACUGCCGAACUUGGCGACGUGAGAUUGCGUCUCCAGAUUCCGUUGAUGUUUGAAUUUCAGCUCGACCUCUCGUCGGUCGGCUUCAACGAUUUGUCGAUCGACUGGUUUCUCAAAGCCGGCGCGUCAAUCUUCUUCAUCUUCAUCGUACUCGUCUUCUUGAAAAUCGUGCUACGCAAAACAAGCGUCAAAAAAAGGAAGAAGAAGAAGAAGAAGAAAAAUGCGAUUGGAAUGAAUUGCGACGAGCCGGCCGUCUUCGACGGAUUUUGCAGAUUCUUCUCAUCGCUCGUAGCCCGUUUCCCGAAAAUCCUAAUGAUGAUUGGAGGCAUCAUCGCGAUCAUAGCCUGCCUCGGCAACAUCUACUUCACACGACAGCUCGAGAUCUCGGAUGCCUGGUCGACGAACACCUCGACGACGCGGCUCAAUCGUUUGGCGUUCGAGCGCCUCUUCGGAAAAUUGAUGCGAUACGAGCAGAUCAUCAUCAAAGCGUUCUCACGCGGCACCGAGGCGUUCUAUUUGAGCGGCGGUAUUUUCAAGGAUCAAAUUUAUCGAGACAUGUUCGAUUUGAUUGAGCGCAUUAAGAAUCUGAAGACGAAGGAGCACGGAGUGACUCUUGGCGAUAUCUGCUAUCGGCCAUUCGGCGUCUCGCACGAUUGCGUGAUUAUGAGCCCCACGAAUUAUUUCCAGAACAAUUUGACCAAGUAUGAGACGGCGCAGAUUCUGAAUGAGGAUGACGACAUCGACUUCUUCACCACUCUUCCGAAAUGGAAGCAUCUGGAGAAUUGCAUCUCGGAACCAUUUAUGACAAACACCAGCGUUGGCUACACAUGCUUUGGAAGUUUCGGAGGGCCGAUUGAGCCGAAAUAUGUGUUCAGCGAUAUUCCGGCGAGCGCGACGUCGCAUUACAAGUAUGCUUUGGCGAAUGUCGCGAUUAUCACAAUUCCGGUGGUCGGCAACGCCGAACACGCUGUCGAAUGGGAGGGCGCGUUCAUCGAGACGAUGCGCGCGUUCAACUCGUCGCUCGUCGACGUGAGCUUCAUGGCCGAAUCGUCGAUAGGCGACGAAUUGCGUCGCGAGGGCAUCAACGACAUACCGGUGGUUAUCAUCGCGUGCGCUUCGGUCUUGACUUGGCUGCUCGUCGCAUUGGGAUGUGGAGGAACCUCGACGAUGACCCGUCUAGACUUACGAUCGAAAUGCACUCUUGGGUUUCUCACGAUUUUCGCGAGUGUUGUCAGCGUUUGGUGCACAAUCGGCGUCUUCUCGUUCAACAACGUCCACGCCGCCGACAAUGUGAUUCUGGUGAUCUUCUUCGUUGUGACGUGCGUUGGCAUCAACAAAAUCUUUCUGACCGUUGGCAAAUUCCAAGAGCAGACGAUCAUGUCGGACGACAUCAUCAAGAAUCGGCUGAUCCACGUGAUGGCAGAAAUGAUUCCCGUGAUUCUGACGACGUCACUUAUCAGCUCGUUGUGCUUCCUUCUCGGCACCGGCGCGCCAUUCCUUCCCAUCGACAUGCCAUUGGUGGAGAACUUGGCGCGCCACAUGAGCGUCGCCAUCAUCUUCGACAUGAUCUUCUACCAUUUGGUGAUUCUUCCAAUCUUCUAUAUCGACACCAUGAGAAGUUUUAAGACCAAUGAGAGGCGCAUGACGUUGUUGAGAGACUUGACCCCUGGAAACGAUGCGACUGAGAUUGGACGAAUCGCGAGACUGGCGAGACUCAUUCGCGCGACGAUCCAUUGGAUAUUGAGGAGCCCACGAUUCCGCAGAUUCUUGUGCGGCACCUACUUCCUCAUCACCGCAGUAUCAGCAUGGCUCGCCUUUCAAGUGGAGCCCUCGUUCGAUCAAUCCUCGACAUUCUCCUCAUCCAGCUAUCUCAGCAAAUACUUCUCGUAUCUCGACCACUACGGCCCCACUGGUCCGCAAGUCUACUUUGUCGUCGACGGCCUUCUCGAUUGGUCCAAUAGAACGAUCCAGAACCGUUUGUGCACCCUUCCCGGAUGUUCGGACUACUCGAUCGGCAACAUUCUUGCUGGCUUCGGCGAUCGCAACACGUCGCCAUUAAGCGGCGACGUCACCAACUUCAUCGACAACUAUCUGCAAUUCCUCUAUCCGGACACCAGGUGUUGCCUCGUCAAUGAGACCGACGGUUCGUAUUGUAUGCCAGGAGCGAUAGAUUGCGCGACGUGUUUGAUCGCGAAGCAUCCGACGUCCGAUGAAUUCCACGCCCACUUUCACCACUUCCUCAACGUCGUCCCGUCGAAACUCUGUCCGUUUGGCGGUCUUCCCGACGCUCCAUCAAUUUCUCUUGAUGGCGACCUCAUAAAGGGCGCUUACUUCAUGACGUUCUUCAAUAAGCUCGAUCUCUCCAACACCACUUCGAUGUACCGAGCGAUGGCUUCGGCGAAUCUUGUCGCCGACAAGCUUCAGCGAAUCCUCAACGUCGACGGGGUGCGCGUGUUCGCCUACAGCAGCUUCUUCCCCUACUACGAGCAAUUCAUGACAACCGGCAGCACUCUGAUAUCGCUUCUUCUCAUCGUCUUGCUCGUUCUUCUCAUCACCGUCGCGAUUUUCCACAAGGCCGGAAUUUGCGGAUGCGUGAUUUCCGUCGUCGUCCUCUUCGGCUCAUUCGUCCACCUCAUUCUUUGGAUGCACCUAUUCGGAAUCGGACUGAACGUUCUUUCGAUCAACAACAUUGCAAUGUCGCUGGGAAUCGUCGUCGAUAUUAUCAUUCCCGUCCUUCACGCCUUCUACAAUUCGCGGAAGACGCAAAGUCUCGAUCGCGCCAUUGAAGCCGUCGAUAUCGCUGGAGCGGCAAUUCUCUCUGGAAUUAUUGCAACGGUUCUCAUUGGCACUGGCGUUCUGCUAUUCGCUGGUUUGCCGAUCUUGAAGAUGUACUAUUGUCAUCAACUUCUUGGAAUUUCCGCCGUUGGUACGAUUAAUGGCAUCAUUAUUCUUCCGGCCCUUCUCAGUGAAACGCCGAAUGUUGCGAUCGCGUUCGAGGAGUUGUCGCACUCAGGCGUCAAGCUCAUCGAUGAGAACAGCGAGUCGAGCCAGCAAUAA
Messenger RNA from Caenorhabditis bovis, 3831 nucleotides. NCBI's taxonomy places the organism in Eukaryota, Metazoa, Nematoda, Chromadorea, Rhabditida, Rhabditidae. The record is from the annotation of a GenBank genome assembly.